GUGGUCCGCGCGGCAGGGGCGGCCUUCCACCCUCUACCAAAGAAUCCUUGGCGCACACCUCUAUAUAUUGCAGGUCCCCAGCCGGAGUUGUAUCCUCGGGGUACGCCAAGUACCUUUAACUAUCCGAGGAGGUGGAAAGAAUCCUUAGCCGCUAGCCCCAAAAAAAAAAGGAAAAAAACAAGAAAAAAAAAGAAAAAAGAAAAAAAAAAAAAAGGAAAAAAAAAUGGAGUUCGGCGUCAAAUACUUCUUCUUCUACCUCCUCUUCCUAGCCAACGCUGUGUUUUUGUCUAGCGCCCACAUCGCCUUCUACGACGAUUACUGGCAGAAGAAGGCCGAGGAGGCACGCAAUAACACGCUCAACGCCUAUGUGACCGACCCCAGCACCGUUGUCAACCACUUCAACUCCGCGCCCCUUUUUGAUCAUAAUAGCACGAGGAGAGGGCUGGGGCACCGUGCGAAGGUGAAGGGCUGCUUGGCCACCAACCCCAUCGAUCGGUGCUGGAGGUGUCAACCGAACUGGGUUAACAACCGCAAGAAGCUGGCCCUGUGCGCAAAGGGGUUCGGCCACGACGCCAUCGGCGGACUCCACGGAAAAAUCUACGUGGUCACCGACACCUCCGACGACAACCUGCUCGACCCUCGUCCCGGCACGCUCCGCUACGGAGUCACCCGCGACGCCCCCCUCUGGAUCGUCUUCGCCCGCGACAUGGUCAUCCGUCUCCAGCAGGAGCUGAUGAUCAACAGCUACAAGACCAUCGACGGCCGCGGCGCCAACGUGCACAUCGCCUACGGCGCCGGCCUCACCAUCCAGUUCGUCAGUCACGUCAUCGUCCACAACCUGCACAUCCACGACAUCAAGCCCAGCUCCGGCGGUAACAUCCGCGACUCCGAGACCCACUGGGGCGUCCGCACCCGGAGCGACGGCGACGGCGUCAGCAUCUUUGGCUCCUCCCACAUCUGGGUCGACCACCUCUCCCUGUCCAACUGCGCCGACGGCAUCAUCGACGCCAUCGAAGGCUCCACCGCCAUCACCAUCUCCAACUGCCACCUCACCCGCCACAACGACGUGAUCUUAUUGGGCGCCAGCGACUCCUACUCCGACGACGCUAAAAUGCAGGUCACCGUGGCCUACAACCACUUUGGCAGAGGCCUCGUGCAGAGGAUGCCCAGGUGCCGAUGGGGCUUUUUCCACGUCGUGAACAACGACUACACCCACUGGCUGAUGUACGCCAUCGGCGGCAGCAUGCAUCCCACCAUCAUCAGCCAAGGCAACCGAUUCAUGGGCCCGCCAAAUCAAGCUGCCAAGGAGGUGACGCACAGGGAGUACGGAACGGAAGCAGAGUACGCUAAAUGGAAUUGGAGGUCGGAGAACGAUCAGUACCUGAACGGAGCGGUCUUCACCCAGACAGGGCAUAAAGUGUCGACGAAAUACUCGAAGCUCGACUACAUCAAGGCGAAACCCGGGAGUUGGGUGGCGAGGUUGACUCGCUUCUCAGGAUGCCUCAAUUGCAAGGCGAACGGUCCAUGUUGAUGCGAAUUGGGAGCUAGAAGAUGGAUGAAGAGUGCAUGCAUGGGGCAUCGAAUUUCUUUGGAAUAUGUGUUGUCAAAAUUAUUCUGUUUCUAUGUCGUCGUGGCCUCGUGACUUCUUUACAAGAUGCCGCCAGUAAUCGUUGGAAAUUCUUUUUGAUUGGU
Messenger RNA from Zingiber officinale, 1692 nucleotides. RefSeq names its product pectate lyase-like. The transcript is spliced from 4 exons. Bases 224 to 1531 code for a protein of 435 amino acids. The record is from RefSeq and is a predicted model, not a curated record. NCBI's taxonomy places the organism in Eukaryota, Viridiplantae, Streptophyta, Magnoliopsida, Zingiberales, Zingiberaceae. Gene Ontology annotation, molecular function: pectate lyase activity.